Molecule: messenger RNA, 2596 nt
Organism: Linum tenue
Lineage: Eukaryota; Viridiplantae; Streptophyta; Magnoliopsida; Malpighiales; Linaceae
Source: the annotation of a GenBank genome assembly
GGCCCAACAGCCCAAACCCGUCGGAGUCUGAGCGAGGAAACGUUUAACCGUCGCACUCAAACACGUUUGGCCGUUUGGGCCUUCCUUCGGUGACGUGCCAGCCAAUUCCUGUCUGCAACUUCUGAAGAAAUGCCUAAGCGAGCUCCACCGCAUUGAUCUACUGAUACCGGCGACCGUUGCAGAGGAAUGUCGAACUGGAUCUCCUCUAAGCUCAAAGUCGCCGAGACUUUCUUCGAGCAGAUUGAUCAGCAAGCGGCCGACUCUCUCAAGAAGAACGAGGAGCAGCGAUUUGAGGACCAGAAGUUCGACGUCCCGGCGAAAGCUGGCGGCGCUGUGCCUUUGAAGGUUCAGCUCAAGAAGAAGUCACCGGAGGCUCUUGCUAACGAUGAAUACUUAGGGAAACUGGGUGCUGAUUCUGGGGUUAGGAAGAGUUACAGUGGCAGCAAUGUAGAGAAGGAGGUUUCGAUUGCCCCAAAACCUAAGCCCGCUCUCACUGAUAGUGAUUGGACUGAGCUUCUCAAUAACCCUAAUCCACCUUCAACUACUUUGAACCGGAGUGGUCGAGGAUCUGGGAUUCGUGGUCCGAGGAAGGAUUUGAAGCGGCAGGUAAGCUAUGGUUCCAGUUCUGGAAUAGUGGAAGGGAAGAGAAAUCUGAAGCCCAGUGGCAAUGCGGAUAGAGGUCUCAACACUCAGAGGAGAUCGGAUCCUCUGUUGGGAAAUAAGCUUAUUUGUGCAAAGCGGAGUGAUGGGGAAGAAUCUAGCUCAUCUGCUAGGUCUUCAAAUGUUGAGUCACAUACUGAUGGGAAGGUUGUGGAUAAGCUAGAAGAGGACCAUAAGGAGAGAGUUGUGGAUGAGGUGGAUAACCGCAAGAGUGGCGAAGGCAAUGGGGAUGGCUGGCAGUUUCAAUCUGAUGAUAUUUCUGAUGCCAAGGUUUUGAGUGCAGGGGAAACGGAUCAUCACGUUGACGUGUCUCCGGCAUCGCAGAAUGUUGAUGAUGUACCUGAGGAGAAGAAAGGAGCGAGUGAUGUUUAUGAUCGAAUAAGAAGUACAGUAAAGGGGAAACAGAGGUCUGGUGCUGCUUCUAAAAGUUCAGUCUCGAAUGAUCUGAAAAGAGGUUCUUACUCAUCAAGUGGUGGGGACUCUGAUUCAGAUAGUGAAUCCGGUUCCUCUACUGAUUCUGAGAGUGAGAGAGAAAGAGAGAGAAGGGAGAAAAUUUUGGCUGAAAAAGCAGCAGCAAGGGCUGCUGAGGCAGUUAAAGAGCGAGAGAAUUAUGUUGCUAGAUUGGAAGGAGAGAAACAUUAUUUGGAGAAAAUACUUGAAGAGCGAGCAAAACAAGCGGCUGAAGAGGCUUCAGAGCUGCAAACAAAUAUGAUGGAAACGAUGGAAGCUGCCGAUUUGGAGAAGCAGAAACAUAAUUAUACUAGAAUGGAAGCCCUUGCUCGAUUGGGUAAACUGGAGACUGAAAAUGCUGAUCUUGCAAAAUCUCUAGCCACUGUUCAGAAGAAUCUGGAGAUUGAGAGUAAUCGAGUGACAGAUCUACGACGAGAAGUUGAGUUGAAAGAAAUGUCAGUUGAAGAAUUCAAGAGGAAGAUUUCUGAGACGCAGCAGACUGGAAAACAUAUUAACCAAUUGGGCGCCUCAAAAGGUGUAGAAUUUGAGCGGGAAAUUCUUGAAGCUGAGUGCUCCUUUUUGGCUGACAAAAUUGGAAGACUGGAAGUCAAGGCAAAAGAGCUGGAGGCAGAUAUUGAAGUGACGAGAAAAGAUUUGGAAGAACCAACAGAAGUGGAGCUUGAACUAAAACGAAGGCUUGGGCAGUUGACUGACCAUUUGAUUCAGAAACAAGCUCAGGUUUGUCAAUUAAAAGUUCUUCUUUGCUUUAUUUAGACCGUUCGUCAUUGAUCGCCCAAUGAGUUUUUUCCCAUGUUGCUUGGAUGAAUCAGGUGGAGGCGCUUUCUUCUGAGAAGGCAACUCUCCAGUUCAGAAUAGAGGCUGUGAUGAGAUUGCUGGACGAGAACAAGUCCACUACGAGCUCCAAGGAUUUGGAAUCAGGAUCAAGUACAUGGGGGGAGAAGGCGAGUGAGAGACGAAUGGCACUGGAGGAUAAACUUCGGUCCGGAAGGAAACACUUGGGUUCAUUGCUCGAGCAGCUCGACGCCAUCUUUGGCGCAGGUGCAGUAUUCCUGAGGAGGAACCCCAGCGCGAAGAUGUGGGCUGGGAUUUACCUGGUAGGCCUUCACUUCUGGGUCAUUUACAUACUGUCGUCUCACUCCGGUCCAGCUGAGGGAAGAUCCGGUGCUGUCGUCUCACUGGAGAAUAUUAAUAAUACUGGCGCUGUAUAGCUCUUGUUUUCCCGUUGAGUUCAUUACCUUCAACCAAAAUGUUGGACACAGUGAUGUUUUUGGUGGGGCUGGGUGUUUGUUUGUAAUUACACUCCUACAGCAAAUAGCGUUGGAAUAGUAAAUAGAGAUCGACAUUACAUCAAUGAAUUCUUUUGGCAUCUCAGUUGCUUAUAACCAUAUAUACCUUAUCAGUUUAGCGAGAAACCCAAAAUUCGUAUACAUUCUAUAUUGUGAAUUAGUGCUCUGGUUGGUUACGG